Hydatigera taeniaeformis is the source of this 912-nucleotide messenger RNA. Lineage: Eukaryota; Metazoa; Platyhelminthes; Cestoda; Cyclophyllidea; Taeniidae. The record is from the annotation of a GenBank genome assembly.
AUGAAGAGUCAUGUGAGAACAGGCAGCCAAAUAAAUCCGUUUCCUGUCUUUCGCAUUCUUCUCUCUACCCGCUUUCUCCUCCUCCUCCCUCCUACCCCUCUCUCCCAAUUCUCGGAGACCGCCUCAACACACAAGCAUAAGAGACGGAAGACGGAGUUAGGGAGAAGGGAGAAGGAGAAGGAGGAGGGCGAGGAGCAGGACUGUAAAGAGGUGGACAUUCCAUCCAAUUUUUACGCCAAAUCGGCCCAAUACUGGAGUGGUGUGGAUGCAACUAUAAGUGGAAUGCUGGGUGGUCUGAGUGAAGUCCAUGCACCCGAUAUUGCUGGCUCGAAGUCCAUCCUCGAUCGCUUCGGACCCAGUCUGCGAGAGUACGCGCUAGACUGCGGAGCUGGCAUUGGAAGAAUCACAAAAGACCUUCUGCUGCCCCACUUCACCACCGUGGAUAUGGUGGAAAUGAUGGAGAAGUUUCUCGAUGCCUCCACAGCCUACAUAGGUAGGCCCGACGUCGACCGUGUUGGCAACAAAUUCUGCUGUGCAUUGCAGCAUUUCACUCCCCCGCAAGGACGCUACGAUGUAAUUUGGGUGCAAUGGGUGAUCGGUUAUUUGACUCUGUCUGCAACGGUUGAGUUUCUGCGCCGUUGUGUGACAGGCCUGAGGUCCUGCGAUUGCGCAGCUACGGCUACAGCUGCAGUUCCAACGCGUCGAUCAGUGAUUGUGCUAAAGGAAACUGUGUUUUGGGGCGCGAAGUCCUAUUAUGAUAAGAGGGACAGCAGUUUCAUGCGAACACAUGAUGAGCUGUUGGAGGUAUUUCGGAAGGCGAAACUCCGUGUGCUGCUGGAUGAGAAGCAAACUAACUUGCCACGCCACAUUUGUCCAGUUUAUGCUUUUGUGCUAGUCCCUCAGGACGGCUAG